Messenger RNA from Anolis sagrei ordinatus, 9448 nucleotides. RefSeq names its product activator of transcription and developmental regulator AUTS2 (gene AUTS2). NCBI's taxonomy places the organism in Eukaryota, Metazoa, Chordata, Lepidosauria, Squamata, Anolidae. The record is from RefSeq and is a predicted model, not a curated record.
CUUCCCUCUCUCUCUCUAAGGUCCUCCUUUGUGUUUUGAAGGGGUUUGGGGGAAUCUUUCACUCUCCUUCUCCCUUCUAUUUCCUCUCUGUUUCUUUAGGGUUUCUGAAUGGAUCCCCGAAGUUAGGGCCCUCUCAUCACUUUCUCUCACCCACCCUUUUAUUCCUCUGUCUUGAGGGUUUGGGGGGACUCCCUAAAGUUGAGGCCUGUUUCUUCAAAGUGGUCUCCCUUGUCCUAUCCAUCACUCUCUUCCUCCCUCUUCUUCUCUUGGAGAACCUCAAAGUUGAGCAUCCUCUUGCUCUUCUUCCCUCUCUCUAUUGGGGGGUCUAAAGUUGGGGGACCAUUCCUUAUCUGUCUCCCUUGUCCCCUCCAUCACUCUCUUUUUCACUCUCCUUCUUUCCCUCCUUCUUUGGGGACCCUAAAGUUGGGGUCUUCCCUGUUCUCCAUUACUCUCUUCUUCCCCCUCCUCCUGGGGACCUCAAAGUUGAAGAGCAUUUUUUUCUCCACUCCACCACUCUCCCUCUUUCUGUAUCCUUUCUUUGUGACUUGAGGGUUUGGGGCACCCCCAAAGUGGGACCAUUCCUCAGGGGUCUUCCAUCUCCCUUCCAUUACACUCUUCCUCCAUUUCCUUCCCUCUUUCCUUCUCUUGGGGACCCUAAAGUUGGGGGACAGUUCCUUAGCAGUCUCCCUUGUCCUCUCCAUCACUCUCUUCCUCCCUCUCCUUCUCUCCCUCCUCUUGGGGACCAUAAAGUUGGGGGACCAUUCCUUAAUGGUCAUCCUUGACCUCUACAUCACUUUCUUCCUCCCUCUCCUUUUCCUCCUUCUCUUGGGGACCCUAAAGUUGGGGGACUGUUCCUUAGCGAUCUUCCCUGUCCUCCAUUACUCUCUUCUUCCCCCUCCUUCUCUUGGGGUACCUCAAACUUGAAGAACAUCCUUUUCUCCCCUCCAUCUUUCUCCUCUUUCUAUAUCCCUUCUUUCUUUGUGUCUUGAGAGUUUGGGGGACCCCUAAAGUGGGACCAUUCCUCAGGGGUCUCCCAUCUCCUCUCCAUCACACUCUUCCUGCAUUUCCUUCCCUCUCUCCUUCUCUUGGGGACCCUAAAGUUGGGGCACUGUUCCUUAGCAGUCUCCCUUGUCCUCUCCAUCACUCUCUUCCUCCCUCUGCUUCUCUUGGAGAACUUCAAAGUUGAAGAGCAUCCUUUUCUCCCCUCCCAUCACUCUCCCUCUCUCUCUGUAUCCCUUCUGUCUUUGUAUGUUGAGAGUUUGGGGGGACCCCCAAAGUUGGUGGGCCAUUCUUAAGGGGUGUCUCCUCUCCUCUCCAUCACGCUCUUCCUUUCUUUCCUGCUCUUGAGGACCCUAAAGUUGGGGGACCGUUCCUUAGCGGUUUCCAUUGUCAUCUCCAUCACUCUCAUCCUCCCCCUCCUUCUCUUGGAGAACCUCAAAGUUGAACCUUUUCUCCCCUCCAUUGCUCCCCCUCUUUCUCCCUGUAUCCCUUCUUUGUGUCUUGAGGGUUUGGGGGGCCUCCAAAGUUAUGGGAACCAUUCCUUAGGGGUCUCCUUUCUUCUCUCCAUCACACUGUUCAUCCCUCUCCUCUCCUUCCUUCUCUUGGGGGACCUCAAAUUUGGGGGGCAUUUCUUAGGGGUUUCCUUCAUCCUCUGUCUCUCUCUUUUUUCUUCUCUUGGGAACCUCAAAGUUCUCUUGGGGAUCUCUCCAUCAUUCUUUUUCUGCCUCUUCUCCUUCUUUUGGGGAUCCAAAAGUUGAGGAGCAUACUUUUCUCCCAUACAUUACUCUCCCUCUUCCUGUCUUUUUCUGUAUCCCUUCUUUCUUUGUAUGUUGAGGGUUUGGAGGGCCCCCAAAGUUAGGGGACCAUUCCCCAGGAAUCACCUGUAUCCUCUCCAUCACUCUCUUCCUCUCUCUCUUACUCUUGGGGUACCUCAAAGUUGAGGAGCAUCCUUUUCUCCUUUCCAUCACUCUCCCUCUCUUUUGGUAUCCCUUCUUUCUUUGUGUUGGUGGGCCAUUCUUUAGGGGCCUUCCAUAUCUUUUCCAUCACUCUCUUACUCCCUCUCCUUCGAUCUUGCAUUUUCUUGGGGACCUCAGAGUUGGGGAGCUGUUACUUAGGGGACUCCUUCAUCCUCUCAUCCCUCCCUCUCCUCCUGGGGACCUCAAAGUAGGGGAGGGAAUUCUUUUCUCUCUGUCUCUCUCCCUCUCUUUCUUUGUAUCCCUUCCUCCUUGUGUCUUAAGGGUUUGGGGGAUUCCCAAAAUUGAGGGGCCAUCCUUUGGGAGGCUCUCCAGCAACAUCCAUCUCUCUCCCUCUCGUGUCCCCCCUCAUUCCUCUCCUUUUGGUCUUGGGAUCUGGGGACACCCCCUAAACGUUGGGGUGUCCCCCAAAACGGACUGGGAGUCAUGGAGGGGCGCAAGAAGCGACGCUCCCGCUCCCAACGGGACCGGGCCAGGCACUCCCCACAUGGAUUACAACCGGAAAGGCUGGCUUUGGGGACCACAGAAGAAGGGGAUCCCCCACGAAGGACCCGCCGUCCCCCUCUGCUCCCUCCAUCAUGGCUUUUCUCCUCCUCGGGUUCAGAGCUGGAGCACCGUGGGCCCCCUGCCUCAUCCCGGCCUCGCCCCCCAAGGAGGAAGAGGAGGCCCUCUUCCUCGCCCGAAGAGGACAUCAUUGACGGCUUCGCCAUGGCCUCCUUCGUCACCCUGGAUGCCCUGGAGAAGGAUGUAGUUGUGAAGCCCCAUGACCCCGUGGAAGACCACCAGAAUCCCUUGGUGAAAAAGAAACGGAACAUGCUUACGAAUGGACUGUCGUAUCAUCUGAAAAAAAAUAGCCUGAACCAUCAUCACUACAGUUCGGACCGGGAGAACGACCACAACCUUUGUCAGCACCUCAGGAAAAGGAAGAAGUUGUUGAAAGGUCUCCGACAGCUUAAUCCAGGCCAGAACAGCUGCCGGGACAGUGACAGCGAAAGUGCCAGUGGUGAAUCCAAAGGCUUCCAUCGGAGCAGUUCCCGAGAGAGGCUCAGUGACACCUCGACGUCAUCUAGCUUGGGAACAGGCUAUUUUUGUGACAGUGACAGCGAUCAAGAAGAAAAGGCUUCUGAUGCCAGUUCUGAAAAGUUGUUCAACACAACUGCAAACAAAGAUACAGACUUAGGAGUUGGUGCACUGAAAGAAAAUGAAGAGGAAGAUGCCAGGACGUUGUCAGUCCCCAAAAUAUCUGGAUUAGAACGGAGUCAAGAGAAGAGUCAGGACAGCGAUAAAGAUCAAUUGCUUGACCCGGUUGUGCCUCAAAAUCUUUGCCCUCAGGAUUCUCAGCCUUUGAUUCCUCCUCAUUUGGAACCGUCGUCAGAGACACAUUCUCCCAAACCUGCUGUUAUCCAGCUAUCGGAGCCUUCUAAUCCUUCACAAUCUGAAGCAACCCAGAAGCUUCAGAGCUCAGACGUGGACCAACAUCCUCCGGUGCCUCCAUCCCAAGUACAGCACCCACUGAGACCGCUUUCUUCUGGACAGCCAGCAAAUCAGAGUCUGCCGUCAUCCCAGCUGCGUCCUCCGUCCUGCAGUCUUGCACAACAGUUGUCAUCGUAUAACAGUAGCAGCUUGAGCCUCAACAGUUUGAGCAGCAGCAGAAGCAGUACGCCCGCCAAGGCUCAGCCUCCUCCGCCUCCACCAGCCCUUCCACCUCCGCAUAUCGCCCACCACUCCUCAGCAUCCCCCUUCCCCCUUUCCUUACCAAACCACAGCCCACUCCAUACAUUUGCUCCCACCCUCCAGCCUCCUACACACUCCCAUCACCCCAAUAUGUUUGCCCCUCCUACGGCAUUGCCCCCUCCUCCUCCUUUGACAUCGGGGACGCUGCAGGUUCCAGGCCAUCCUGCUGGAAGCGCUUACUCAGAGCAAGACCUUCUCCGCCAGGAACUCAACACUCGAUUUCUGGCUUCCCAGAGCGCGGACCGUGGUGCCUCGCUGGGUCCGCCACCCUACCUGAGGACCGAGUUCCACCAACAUCAGCAUCAGCACCAGCACACGCACCAGCACACGCACCAGCACACCUUCACCCCUUUUCCCCACGCCAUCCCGCCCACCGCCAUCAUGCCAACGCCAGCACCUCCCAUGGUGCGUACCCCAGGCAGAAAUUUUGACAAAUACCCUACAAAAGUUGACCCUUUCUACCGUCACAGUUUAUUCCACUCCUACCCUCCGGCUGUAUCAGGGAUCCCUCCUAUGAUUCCUCCGACGGGUCCUUUUGGCUCGCUCCAAGGAGCAUUUCAACCCAAGACUUCGAAUGCUAUUGACGUCACGACCAGACCUGGAGCUGUCCCACAUACCCUUCUGCAGAAAGAUCCACGGUUGACUGAUCCAUUCAGGCCCAUGUUGCGGAAACCAGGGAAGUGGUGUGCUAUGCAUGUCCACAUUGCAUGGCAGAUAUACCAUCAUCAGCAGAAAGUAAAGAAGCAGAUGCAGUCGGAUCCCCACAAACUGGACUUCGGCCUGAAACCUGAAUUUCUGAGUCGACCGCCGGGUCCGAGCCUCUUUGGAGCGAUCCAUCAUCCUCAUGACUUGGCUCGACCUUCAACCCUCUUCUCUGCAGCCAGCGCUGCCCACCCCGCCGGCCCCCAUUUCGGACCCCCGGCCCACCACAGCAACUUUCUCAACCCAGCGGCCCAUUUAGAGACUUUUAAUCGGCCCACCACAUUCACCAGUCUCGCAGCUGUGAGCAGCAAUGCCUUCGGGGGACUCGGGAACCCUGCUGUUACACCCAACGCUAUGUUCGGCCACAAGGAUUGCCCCAGUAUGCAGAGCUUUAGCAACCCUCAUGAGCCCUGGAACCGUCUGCACCGAACUCCUCCUUCGUUCCCGACCCCUCCGCCCUGGCUGAAGCCAGGUGAGCUGGAACGCAGUACCUCUGCGGCAGCUCAUGAGCGAGAUAGAGAUCUAGAUAAAGGAGACUCUUCUCUUAAUAAAGAGGACAAAGAAAGGGAGAGCAUUGAGAAGAGACAUUCAAGCCAUCCUUCACCUGCACCUCUUCAUUCAGUGAGCUCCCUUGGACAUAGCCGAAGCUCAGCUGAGCAGAUCCGGAGUAGUCACUUGAACCCCGAAGUCCGGGAGAAAGAGAAGAACAAAGAGCGGGACAGGGAACACUCUGACUCUCGCAAGGAUGCCAGCACCGAUGAGCACAAAGUUAAGGACAACUACAUUUCGGACAAAGACGGCCUGACUCACGAGAGCAGGCCGUUGGAGGAGUCUAAACAGGCAUCGAGGGUGCCUUCGCCCUACACCCGGCCUCCGGUUGCGGAGAACACCAGACCUAACAGCACCUCUAGCCGGGAGCCUGAAAAGAAGACUGAAACCGCGUAUGAGAACCUAAAGAAAUCCAGUGAAAUCAAAGUGAAGGAGGAGAGGAAGGAAGACCAUGAUAUCCCGCCUGAACCGCCGCAGCCUCAUCGACCGUCGGAGCAGCCACUACCAGUGCCCACAUCUGGCGUCCACCCAGGCCCCUUGGUCUCUAUGCCUAUGACUGUUGGUGUGACUGGGAUCCAUCCCAUGAACAGCAUCAGCGGCCUGGACAGGACUCGCAUGAUGACGCCUUUCAUGGGGAUCAGCCCUGUCCCGGGCGGGGAACGCUUCCCUUACCCGUCGUUCCACUGGGAUCCCAUGAGAGACCCCUACCGAGACUUGGACCUCCACCGGAGAGACCCUUUAGGGAGGGAGUUCCUCCUGAGGAACGACCCGCUGCACCGCCUCUCGGCACCCCGGCUGUACGACGCGGAGAGGCCUUUCAGGGACCGAGAGCCGCACGACUACAAUCACCACCACCCUGCCCUUUCCAUCGAUCCUCGGCGCGAGCACGAGCGGGGGGCUCACCUGGACGAGCGGGAGAGGCUGCACAUGCUCCGAGAGGACUACGAGCACGUGCGGCUCCACUCGGUUCACCCAGCGGCCCUGGACGGCCACUUACCCCAUCCAGGUUUACUCACCCCAGGACUCCCAAGCAUGCACUACCCCAGAGUCAGCCCCUCGUCCGGACUCCCGAACGGGAUUCUCAACAAAACGCCCCCUACCGCAGCUCUGAGUGCGCCUCCCCCUUUAAUUUCCACUCUGGGACCUCGGCCGAGCUCUCCGCGAAGGACUACCCCUUUGUCGACAGAAAUGCGGGACAGGCCGCCCUCCCACACACUGAAGGACAUAGAAGCGCGAUAAGAGGACAUUCUUCGGUGGGAAAUCUCUCCAGUCUCUUACUCGAUAAAUGUAGACUUUGGUUAUGGCCCAGCUGUACAAAACGCAUACAUCCAGGCGCGUGGUAGGUUGGUUUGUUUCCUUGGGUUGUAUAUGAUAUGUUGGAAGCGAGUUUGCAUCUUUUCUAUCAUUUUGAACAAAAGGUUUUGAGUCCAAUACUUAGGUUACAAAUAGGCAAAAUUCAAAUUUUCUCUCUCCUUCUUUCUCAAAGUCGAGAUGAAGUUUGUUUUCCCACCGAGAGUGGAGCUUGUUUUUCUUCCUUUUUUUUGAAAUGUUAUUUCCUGGGUGAUUGGGUCAUAUAUGCAAACUGGGUAAGAUGAAAGCUUUACUUUGUAAAUAUGUAAAAUAGAAGACGCUAAGUAACAUAAUGCAUUAAUACUUCUUGAACUGUGCUCUUUGCAGACUUUUAAUUAUUACGUGGAGCACCGCACUCCGUUGGCUGCAGCGCCUCUUUUUUUUUUUUUAAGACAGCUAAACCCCUUCAACUAUGCAAUGAAUUCUACGGCUUUUUCAUGAAAGCCUCUUUUCACUCAAACGGAGCCUUGUCGAUACACUCAACCACUCGCUUAAAGUCAUACUUUCCCUGAACAAACCCGCACCUCUCUCUUACAUAUUUUUUUAUAUAUAUAAGAAAUAAGCCAUCCUAAGAAUAGGAUUCUAUUCCGCACACACAACAUUGGUAUCAACGUCUGCUAGUGGGGUUUUUUUACACGACUGGUACGGCAUUUAGUUGAUUCCAUCUGGGUUCAAACAACAGAAAAGGAGAUUCCACCUGAACAUAAGGAAGAACAUCCUGACCUGAAGCAGAGCAGUUCAAUAGCGGAACUCUCUAACUCAGGCUUUUUAAUAGAUGGCCAUCUGUCAGGGGUGCUUUGAUUGCGCUUUUCCUGCAUAGUAGGCGGUUGGACUAGAUGGCCCAUUGGAAUCAGUGGUGAACUCCAAUUCUAUUAUUCUGAUUUGGAAUACAAGCUUUAUAGGUAUUUUUGCUAGGUAAUUGAGAUAAAGCGAUCGUCAACCAGAUGCCUUUAUCUCAACUCUUUCGACCUUCCGCAGACUCUGUCUUGAAGGUACGAAGAUAAACGGUUCAAACGAACUCCAUAAAUCAGCUUUCAACGAAAGCGGUUCUCUCUACUUUAUUUACAAUAACUAUGUACAGUCUUGAAACAUGCCCGAUCCGGUCACAUCAUGUCAAUAGAACAGAAUAGUUUUCUGGUUGGUACAGGAAAUGGUAUAACUGGCCUUCUAGCAAUAUUCCGCCCCUCUAUUACAUUAACUCAUUAACUUCUGGAACAUUUCUGACAUACGCCGUUUAAACUAUAGUAGAGUCUCGCUUAUCUGACCUUCGCUUAUCCGACAUUCCAUCUUAUCCAACGCUCUUAUCCGACACCCCUGUUUCCUCCAGCAUUUCCCCUUCAAUUAAAGGAGCGCUCCCCAACUUUUUCCAUUUCCAAUAAGUGAAAAGGCAAGACGAGGAGGAGGGAGGAAAGGGGGAAAAGAGGCAGGACCAGAAGCGGAAGUGUCCUCCCUCCUUCCCUCAGGGAUUUCCACACUCCUCUUCUGCAUCCGGACACUUCCUGCUGGGCCUCUCUAGCCCUGGGGCAUUGCCUUGCUUUAACUCUUUGAGUCUCUGUUAGUAUUUUGGGUGUCUAGUGCCACGUUGGACGGGUAACAGUAGGUGACUAUAUUAUCCAACAUUUUUGUUUAUCCAACGUUCUGCUGGCCCGCUUAUGUUGGAUAAGUGAGACUCUACUAUACAUGCUGUUUUCACUUAAACACCAUAAACAUUGGCAAUUUUGGUACUGGGAAGGAGGUACGAACUGUCCCACAGAUGCCGCAAGAUAUAGGGAGUUGCGUUAUUGCUGUCACCCACUCGUCUGUCCUCCCGUGUCCAAGGAUGUUGCAGUCCUGCAACUAUCUGGUGAUACCCAAAGGACCCUCUGCAAACGACAUUUCUUACAAUGGAACCAACCUGUUGUCAUUUGCUUGCCACCAUAGAGUCGCUUCCCCUUUCUGGAGGUUCUUAGUCUAGUUCAGUCGAGUAACCGCUGGCAACCAGGCAUAAUAGUCAUAGUAAUGUUUGUAGUUUGGAAAUGCCGUGCAUUAGGGAGACAUGACUUCUGGGUUUUAUGUGCCAUUGUAACUCUCUUUGGAGGCAUCAGAGGAUAUGGGGUAUCAUUUAAAUUUGGGGAUGGAAACAGCCGCGCAUUCCCCCUCUUCCCAUUUUCCCCUACACUCCUAAACAAUCUAAGACUAGUAGGCAUGGGUUUUUAAAAGUUUUUUUAAUGAAACAGUGGACAUUAAUAUUGCUACAAUGCAGUCAAUCACAAGAGCCUUUGGGUGUGUUCAACUACAACUCUCAUCAUCCCCAUCCUGACUGACUCUUGAGAGUAGGGGAGUCGUAGUCGGACAUAUCCAAGAGGUGCCAUGUUGGGGAAGAACAAUUACAGGAUGCUUUUUUUAAUUUUUAAUUUUUACAUAAUUGUUUACAAUGUCUAGUCUAGCUUGUCCUAACCACACGGGGGAAAUGAAUAUAUAUAUAAAUAUGAAUAUAUAUAAAAUAUAAAUAUUAAUUUUAUAAGAACAUUACAAUUGUUUUGGCUUUUUCAGAACUUCUGUUUGCAUACCGUUUUGAAACUAUUUGGAGAAAAUAUGACUUUAUCAGAAAGCAUACACUUAACCUUGCAUACUACUGGAUUGUAAAAAAAAUAUGUGUAUGGAAUAAAACAGAAUUAGUUCCAUUGGUCUUCUAGUGUAUUAAAGUGAUAUCUCAAGUCGUUUUCCUGUUUUGACAAAGAGAAGUCUAAUUACAGACAGCUGUUUCUAAUGAUCAGAAAUCUAUUUUAGUAGUCAACUAAAAAAAGUUUUAGUUGUGAACUUCAGAUUUUGUGAACUCCAGAUGUUGUGCAGUGUGUUUUUUGAUUUUUAAGAAAAAGACAAAAAAAUUACCCAAAAAAACGAGAGAAAGGAGAGAAUCCUGGGGGGCAAAUGUAUGCCGGCACUGUAGCGAUAGCUUUCAAUAUUGUAAAGAAAUUGUUAUAUACCAAUCUUUUUGCUGUUACUCCUGUGUGUAAUAAAAGUCCUUUCUAGAUCCUAUGUGAGAAGGAAAAAAAAUACAACCAACCCUGAAGCAACAAGCAAUCCACAGCAUGUUUCCUCAUGAGCAAAGACUUGUGUAAUGUAAAUUUGUGCCAUGUUAUUAAAAAAUGUGAACUCAA